UUUAGGUUUCCUGUCGCAAUUUUAUAACUUUUGUCAAGUGCAUUUAUCAAUCACCAUCUUUGUGUAUUAAGUGCUGUGAGUAUCUUCUGGUUCACUGCAUCACCACCAUAGGACGUAUUUUUCUGUCAAAAGGCUGUUAUAAAAAGAUGGAUCAUAAUAACGAUAGCAAAACAGGAAUGUAUCCUGAAGUUCACGUCCCUCCACCAGUUGGACAGAUGCAUGGCCAGCCAGUGUCAAAUUACGGCCAACCAACGCAACCAAUGGGAGGAUACGGUGGACAACAACAGUCAACGACCACAGUUAUAGUUCAGCAACCACAUACACAACAAAAUCCAUUAAAGCUUGUGGAUAUUUAUGGAACGAGGGAAUGGUCAACAGGAAUUUGUGACUGCUUUUCAGAUAUAGGAAAUUGUUUGUUUACGUGGUGUUGCUAUCCAUGUGCCGUUUGUCAGUUGGCUAGUCGUACUGGUGAAUGUUUGUGUACUCCAUGUUGUGUACCAGGCACAGAAAUUAUUUUACGAGCCAGAAUAAGAACAAUCGGUGGAAUAAGGGGAAGUGUUUGCAAUGAUUGCCUGACAGUCAAUUGUUGUGGACCAUGUGCAGCCUGUCAAGAACACAGAGAACUAAGAAAUAUGGGACUGUAAUGACAUGUAGAACUCUUUGACUUAGCAUGUUUUCUUUUCAAUAUAAUCGGGAAAAUGUAUAAAAAUAAAACUGUGUUUUAUUCUUGUGUAAAUUCUAAAAGCUUCAAUACCGAAUCUAGCGCCUUUUCUAGACAUGAUGAAGAUUGGUUUUUAGUGAUUGAGGACAAGAGAAUAUAUAGCUGGAUGCUAGAUUGCUUGUAUAUUUUGUAUUCAAAAAGACAGAUGAAGAGUUCUUAGUAUCAAUUUCGAUGUUAGAUAUAUUGACAUUUAUAUUAAAAAUGUAAACAUCUCAA
This is a messenger RNA of Mytilus trossulus (common blue mussel), 937 nucleotides long. RefSeq names its product placenta-specific gene 8 protein-like. The transcript has 4 exons. The coding region runs from base 147 to 644 and encodes 165 amino acids. The record is from RefSeq and is a predicted model, not a curated record. NCBI's taxonomy places the organism in Eukaryota, Metazoa, Mollusca, Bivalvia, Mytilida, Mytilidae.